Mycotypha africana is the source of this 984-nucleotide messenger RNA. Its product is annotated as ribosomal protein L7/L12 C-terminal domain-containing protein. Bases 80 to 625 code for a protein of 181 amino acids. The transcript is spliced from 5 exons. Gene Ontology annotation, molecular function: structural constituent of ribosome. Lineage: Eukaryota; Fungi; Mucoromycota; Mucoromycetes; Mucorales; Mycotyphaceae. The record is from RefSeq and is a predicted model, not a curated record. Gene Ontology annotation, biological process: translation. Gene Ontology annotation, cellular component: ribosome.
GAAACCCUCUUUUUUUUUAUUACAGGCACACAACCUUUCUUCUUUUCUAACUUUAUCUGUACAGUAAUCUUUAUUUAUAAUGCUUCGUUCCGCCACUAGAUUAGUCUCUUCAGCUUCAGUUGUCACCACAAAACAAACAGCUCGCUUAUCACGAGCAGUUCCUGUCUAUGCUAGACGUUGGUAUACCACUGAACAACCUCUCCCUACCCCUGGUACUUCAGCAACCGUUGAUCCUAAGAUUACUGCUAUUGUUGAUGAGAUUGAAAAGUUAACAUUACUACAAACCUCUGAAUUGGUUUCUCAAUUAAAGUCUCGCUUAAAUAUUCAAGACAUAGCUAUGCCAGUGGCUAUGCCCACAGCCGGUCAAGCCGCACCUGCUGCUGCUGAAGAAGAAGAAAAGCCUGCUGAAAAGACCGAAUUCAGUGUCAAGAUUGAUAAAGUAGAUGCUGCUUCUAAAGCAAAAGUGAUCCGUGAAGUGAAGAAUUUGGCCGGUUUAAAUUUAGUUGAAGCCAAGAAAUUCGUCGAAAGUGUACCUAAAGUUUUGAAGGAAAGUGUACCAAAGGAAGAGGCUGAGAAAUUAAAGAAGGCGCUUGAAGCUCUUGGCGCUACUGUAUUAUUAGAGUAAACGGAAAGGGGUUCGAUGAAUUGUUUGAAUAACGAUGUAGAAUAGAUAUAGCGUACAAUUUCCUUUCUAUCUUCCCUCCUCUUUUUUCUUUCAACUCUUGUUAAUGUAAUCUAUCUUCAAUACUUGUUUCAAUGAAACGCACCCCUACUAUUGUAAAAGUCUUUUGAAGCAUUUGGUCAAAUGGGAAGUCAUGUCUCAUGCUGAAAUAAUGAAGACAUGUGGCAAAGUCAAUUACAAUGGCUCAUGCAUGGUUAUCUUGAGCAAUGCAGAUAACUAUUCCAUUGUUUGAUUCGCAACAACUGAGUACUGUAAAUUCAAUAGGGCUUAUAUGCUCAUACUUUGUAAUUCUGUUACAAUUA